UGUCACGAUUUUUCCAUGCAGCAGCAAUUUAUCGUGACACCAUGGUUGUAGUGGGUGGGCGAACAGAGCUUGAUGAGUUCAGUGACAGUGUCUUGUUCUAUCAGAUCACCUGCAACACUUGGAUUCAGCCAAACACUUCUGAGUCUGUGAUUGGUACACCUUUGAAUGCUUCUAUUUCCCAUGCCAUGGCUGCUGCUAAUGGGCAAUUCUUCAUCACUGGAGGUUUUAAUGGUGUGGCCCUGGGACGUAUGCUGGCACUUACUGUGCCCUAUGAUCCUUGUCUGGUGCUAAGUACUCAACACUCCUGCAACUCAUCGAGUGGGAGCUGCAUUUGGUGUCGGACCAGCUGUGUGUCCUCGGAUACUGCUGAAAGACUUGGUUGUGGAUCAGGAAAAAGUCAGUGUUUUCCAAUGCCUCGGUCAGCUGGAGAGUGCCGGAGACUGAAGACUUGCAGUGAAUGCCUAGCCAGACACCCUCGGACAAUGGGUCUUGUAGCUGGUCAACUUCUGCAACAGUGUAAGUGGUGCACAAACUGUCCAGAGGGAGCAUGUAUUAGUAGUGAUGGAAGCUGUACUUCUGAAAAUGACUGUCGCAUCAACCAGCGUGAGAUCUUUGUGGCCAGCAACUGCUCCGAAAUCUCUUGUGAAGCAUCUGACUGUCCAAAGUGUACUGCCUCCGGUAAAUGCAUGUGGACCAGGCAGUUCAAAAGAACAGGAGAGACACGGCGUAUUCUGAGUGUGAGCCCAACUUACGAUUGGACGUGCUUUAGCCAUUCCCUGCUGAAUGUUUCCCCAAUGCCAGUUGAGUCCUCUCCACCAAUGUCUUGUCCCACUCCAUGUCAAGGCUACACCACAUGUACAGAUUGCUUAAAAUCUAAGGGUGCAGAUGGUGGUUGGCAGCAGUGUGUUUGGAGCAUCUCUCUGCAACAGUGCAUGAGCCCAUCAUACCUGCCUCUGCGCUGUGUGGCCGGGAUGUGUGGCCGUGUUCUGUUUGGGUCUGAAAACUGCUCUCCUGACUGUUCAAGAUUCCAGCAGUGUGCAUCCUGCAUUCGUCAGCCCCGUUGUGGAUGGUGUGCUGCCCAGGAAGAAAAUGGAAUGGGGCAGUGCAUACAGGGUGGACUUCAUGGACCUCAGAAUGACAGCACUGGAAACACAUGUGCAAAUUCAAAUGGAAUUUGGGCCUUCCUGUCCUGUCCCCCAGAGAACGAGUGUCUUAACAACCAUCAUGACUGUAAUGCUACACAGAACUGUAAUGACAAGCUGGAGGGCUAUGAGUGCACCUGUAAAAAUGGAUAUACUUUAGAUAAUAUCACAGGCCUUUGCAAGCCUGUUUGUGAACAAGGCUGCUUGAAUGGAACCUGCAUUGAACCAAAUCGCUGUCAGUGCCACUUUGGCUAUGUGGGGGAAAAUUGUUCAGUGGAGUGCCAUUGCAACAAGCAUAGCAACUGUGCUAGUGUAAGUGCACAGGACACGUGUCUGCAGUGCUUCAACAACACAAUGGGUGACCAUUGUGAAAAAUGUCGCCCACUCUUUGUUGGCUCAGCAGUAAAUGGUGGUAAUUGUCGACCAUGUCGAGAAUUCUGCAGGGGGAACAGUGAUAUCUGUAUAACAAGAGAUGAAUAUGAACAAGCAAGCCAUGAUCCAAUCAAGUACCUCCUUGACCCUGCUCUGAUACCCAGCUGGGUUCAUGAGGGCCCAACAGAGGAAAAUGCUAUCUGUGUGAGCUGUCAGAACAACAGUUUUGGGGAGAAGUGCGAGAGUUGCCUUUCAGGGUACUUUCUGCUAGACGGAAAGUGUACCAAAUGCCACUGCAAUGGACACGCUGAUGACUGCAACCAAAUAGACGGCACUGGAUGUCCCUGCCAGAAUAACACAGAGACUGCAUCCUGUCUAAACACACAGAAUGAUAAGAAGGAAUGUUACAAACAACAGUGUGCAAAAUGCAAGGACUCUUUCAAUGGUACUCCAGUGAAUGGACGCCAGUGUUACCGCCAGUUCAACGUGGAACAAGAGUUUUGCUUCGACCCGACUUCUCAGUCUAACUGCUUCCAUGAGCCAAACAUCAAAAACCUGUCCGCAGGCCGCACGGUUUUCUUUGCUGCUCAGCCCAAAUUCACUAAUGUAGACAUCCGGGUCACUAUCGAUGUUACCUUUGGUGCUGUGGAAGUCUACGUGUCCAACUCUCCUGAUACCUUCAUAGUGGAUGUGGAUCGUAACACAGGUGUCCAUAGCGUUCGCAUCGCCCAGCAGCAGACUGGUGAAGAUGGACGUGAUAUUCCAUCACCAAUAAAGGGAAUAAAUGACAGUCUUCAGCAGGCAUCUCUGCAGGCUGCAGUCAGUAGCCGAAAUGACCGAAUAAGAGAGGAACGAGCAACUGGACUGAUCACAUACAUCACUGUUAGCUACCAACAGACCAUCCUCAUAGUACGUGGGGUGAAGGACAGGGUAGUCAUUACUUAUCCUCAUGAAGUGCACUCCUUAAAGUCCAGCCGUUUCUAUAUUGCUCUGUUAGGCAUAGGAAAUGGCAAUGUGAGCGAAUCCCAGGGACUACUUUUCUUGCGUCAAGACCAGGCCCAUAUUGACCUGUUUGUAUUUUUUUCUGUUUUCUUUUCAUGUUUUUUCCUGUUCCUUUCAGUUUGUGUACUUUUAUGGAAAGUUAAACAGUUCCUGGAUUUCAGAAGAGAGCAGCGACGGCACAUCCAAGAAAUGACCAAAAUGGCCUCCAGGCCAUUUGCUAAACUGACAGUAUAUUUUGAACCCGAUGACCAGCAGCUUGUGUACCUUCCUGCCCGCACACACCAUGGUCCUCUCAAAGGUGGGGGAGGGGGUCCACGAAUAAAGCCUUAUCCUAAACAUGAUCCACCCUUGCACCAUCACCACCACCACCACCAUCACCACCAUUAUCAUCAGUUUUGUCGCUCUGACCCCUUCCUAUCCCAGCUUAUGGGAUUUUCCUAUUCCAGCUUCAAAGUGGGACCCAUAACUCUUGAACCUACAGAUGAUGGAAUGGCUGGAGUUGCAACAGUUCUUUUCCAACUGCCAGGUGGCAUUUUGGCCCCAAAUCGUGCCUGCCUAGGAUCUGCCCUUGUUACCCUCCGGCAUAAUCUCCAGGAGUACUGUGGAGCAAGUCAUGGAUCCACUCACUCUCGUAAAGGCAUCAUGAGCCAUGAGAAUCUCACCACCAUGUCCAUGUAAAAGAUUCAAGACCUCUUGCCAUGAACAUUUCAGAAAGGGACAGUUGUUUGGUUCCUUUUUUAAACUCUAAAAUAAAAAAGUCUUUUUAUUAUUUUUUUCUGAAUAACUGACAACUCAAGGAAGUGGCCAAGUCAGACUGUGUAGAAGCAUCUCCUGAUGUACUGAGCCAUUGCUGAAGCACAGGAGUUCAGCAGUUGGCACAAACUAUUAUGUAAAAGGAGUGUAAGGAAAUAACAUCAUUUGUGUGAAAGAGUAAUUUUGAGUAUUACAACACUAAGAUAAAACUCAUAAUUGUUUUAUGAAAUACUUCUUUUUAUAGUUUAGCCAGCCUCUCCAUUGGCAUUUGCCACCACACUACUCUUACUGGUCAUUAGUAGCUGGCUGACCAGUGAGAAAUUGUAAAUAAGUGUUUAUUGACAGCGAGGCCUGCUGAUUAUUAUUUUUUUUUAUUAUUAUUGUCAUCUUUUUUAUUGUUUAAAUGUAAAGAGCAAGGUCUUAAGGUCUUAUGUUUAUUGUACAAAAAGCAUUUGGCCCCUAGUAGUGGUGGUGAUGAAUGGUGUCAUACAUUACAAAAGACAGAAAACUUCAGCAUCACGCUACGUCUGCCCAGCGGGGCUCUUACUAAAUUAUUUCCUAAGCUGAAUUCUUUCAGGGCACACAAUAAUUGCAGAGGUGGGCCAGAAGAAAAUGCAAUGCAACGCCAGUGCUUACAAGACACAUGCAAGCCCUUCAGCCGCCUAAUAAAUCAAGUUCUUUGUAGGUCAGUGGAGGAAUUCAGCCCCAUCACUACAGAAAACCGAUGUUAAGAAAUGUUGAGAAACAUCAGUGUUCAACUACUUGUCCGUUGUUGGACAACAGAAGUGAGUAUUUGAAGGUAAAAAUUGUAUAUUUUGCACUACUUAAGAAGUGUGCUGAUACACGUUUAAAUUUUUUUGAACUGUUUACAGCCACCAACUGUUUAUUUUGGAAAAUAACUAAUAUGUUUAAAUGUCUAAAUAAUGACUGUUGAAAUGUAUUACAUUGACUGUACUCUACGCAUGUGUUUAUUUAACAGGAGCUAUUUCCAAGCUUAAAAAUGGAAAUUGAUUGUUGACAUAAAUAACACAAGUUUGUCUGUCAAAGGGCAAAAUGUUACAUCAUUUGCCAAUUUAGAAUUUUAAAAGACUGUUCACUCCCAUAGUAGAGGCAGCUCGCCAAACAGACAGGGAAGUCUUGGAUUUUGCUCAUAUUACUUUUUCUAUGUUUUUACGAGCACGAGCCAGUGGCGGAGUGGGACUUAUGUCGUAGGCUAUUUAUUUGUAAUGAUGACAGGUGACAGAAUGGUGCACCAUUCUUUUUUUUUUUGGUUGGAAAUAACUUCUGACUUUAUUUGCAGCAUCAUCUUGAGUUGAGGUCCGCUUUUACAAUGCAAUGUUGUCUGACGUUUUUUUUUUAUUAUUUUUUUUUUUUAACCUCCCGCAUUUUGUCUUAGUAUUGCUGAUGUUGAAUCUUUCCUGUUCUGUGUUGUCUUGUACACUGUAAAAAGAGUUUCUUGGAUGCAGUUUGCACCAUAAACAGGAGUUUGAGGCAUCCCACUUCAGUGGUCAUUUGUUCAGACUUUAGACAAAACAAAUAAAGGGAUGUAUAUAACAGCA
Polypterus senegalus (gray bichir) is the source of this 4828-nucleotide messenger RNA. It is a transcript of the gene megf8, whose product is annotated as multiple EGF-like-domains 8. Lineage: Eukaryota; Metazoa; Chordata; Cladistia; Polypteriformes; Polypteridae. Bases 42 to 3194 code for a protein of 1050 amino acids. Gene Ontology annotation, molecular function: protein binding. The transcript is spliced from 12 exons. The record is from RefSeq and is a predicted model, not a curated record.